Molecule: messenger RNA, 2010 nt
Organism: Ixodes scapularis (black-legged tick)
Lineage: Eukaryota; Metazoa; Arthropoda; Arachnida; Ixodida; Ixodidae
Product: pollen-specific leucine-rich repeat extensin-like protein 1
Exons: 9
Coding region: 223-1794 (523 amino acids)
Source: RefSeq, a predicted model, not a curated record
ACUAUCGCUUCGCUUAUCGCUCGUUAUACGGACGCUUCGCAGUAAGCUCCUGCGUCUCCGCGUGAACGUGUCGCGGCAGCUGCAAAGUUUCGGAUUCGACGGAACUUCAAACUCGGUCUCAACUGACUUCUAGCUUAUUUGGACCACCGAGUACACCUUUUGGAUUCGAGCCACGUCAUCGAAGAGAGACCCGAGGCCGGGCUCGACGGUGGCACAUCCAAGAUGAGGUCCUUCUGCGUCUCCGGAUUCUCCGACGCCCUGGACUGGAGGCCCAUCCUCUUCCAGGAGUCCGCCAUCACCAACUGCGCAUGCGCACUGUGUGGACUCGUGUCCCUCAAAGCCAUCAGGCUGUCCUGUGACCACACGCUCUGCCCCGAGUGCCACGAGGAGUGUUCUCGGCAAGGGAGCACCUGUCCCAUCGAUGAGGAAUGCUUCGGCGACGAUGACUGCUACCGAAUUGACCUUUCAGUGGGCUUCCUCGCAAAACGCCGAGCUCACCAGCCACCGCCUACCACAGGCUCACCAACCACCGCCUACCCCAGGCCACUUCGAACCCGACUCGGCUCACCAGCCACCGCCUACCACAGGCUCACCAACCACCGCCUACCCCAGGCCACUUCGAACCCGACUCGGCUCACCAGCCACCGCCUACCACAGGCUCACCAACCACCGCCUACCCCAGGCCACUUCGAACCCGACUCGGCUCACCAGCCACCGCCUACCACAGGCUCACCAACCACCGCCUACCCCAGGCCACUUCGAACCCGACUCGGCUCACCAGCCACCGCCUACCACAGGCUCACCAACCACCGCCUACCCCAGGCCACUUCGAACCCGACUCGGCUCACCAGCCACCGCCUACCACAGGCUCACCAACCACCGCCUACCCCAGGCCACUUCGAACCCGACUCGGUACGUUAUUCUUCAUUUUGUAAGCUACCUCUUUUGUUCAUUACCUUCCAUUAUUACGCAGGCUCACCAGCCACCGCCUACCACAGGCUCACCAACCACCGCCUACCCCAGGCCACUUCGAACCCGACUCGGUACGUUAUUCUUCAUUUUGUAAGCUACCUCUUUUGUUCAUUACCUUCCAUUAUUACGCAGGCUCACCAGCCACCGCCUACCACAGCUGCCAAAUUAGAAAAACUACCAGCACCGUCGCAGCUCUUCUCAGUGUCGACCCAUCUCUGCUCACCAGAAAGACCACAUCGCACUAUGUCGGCAACUAUUCUCAAAAAGGUCCAGGUCACCAGGAACUGGUGCCGCGCCUUUCCGGCCAGGGCCAGUUCUCUCGGCGACCUCUUUAAGGGGUAUAUUAAUUUCAAAAUUCAGUUGGGCAUAACUAUAAUUCAGAAAGUAUUUGAGUAUUUUAUUGAUUCGAAAAAUACUAUUGCACAUGUUGAAAAUUCACGAUUUAAGACGGUCGUCGCUGUCUUCUCAGCAUGCGGCGACCCAAUUGAUCGUCGAAUUAUAGAAAUUAUUAACUUUUUCAAUUCGCUUCAUUUUCUAAACGUAUUUGAGAUCGCUCUAACAAAAAAUUAUUUGAUAUUAUUUUUGAGACUAGUGCCGUCUAAGAAGAUGGAUUCGAGCGGACUGUCCCGUGUGAUCGGCUUCGCUGACGAAGUCAUAUCAGACUACGUGGGCGAAGACGAAAAUGCAUGGGACGAGUCCCUCGACAUCGCGGCCCCUCCACCUCCAUCGGAUACCGCGAUGUUCCACGGCAUCUUCGAGGUGCAAGAUUUGGACUAUCUGAUGACAGAGAUGGGGAGUCACCUGGACCGGACCACUUCGUGAUCCGACCUGCGACGAGUCAUCGUUCGAAAUUGCAACAGAGCGAAAUAUUAUAUUGACGAAGAAAACAACGGAAUUCAUUAUUAAAUUCGGAAUAAAGCAUGAUCGUAUGACAAGAAACUUGUGUUUUUAUUCUGCCACGCCCCGUGGUGUGUACAUACACAUCUGUUUAACGCGAUAAUACAAAGCAAAAUAUUGGGGGUAGUAUGGGAAAAAAAA